AUCACGUCGGACCGAAUGAAGCGUCAUCCUUUCUGAUGUAGAGCGGCACAGCGGCCUUUCUUUGCUGCUCUAUCGUUCCCUCAUUCUGUUCGCUUUUAUCCCAGUAUUUCAGCUCAGAAUUUCUCUAACCAUGACUCGAAAGGCGCAUAUUCUCGCCGCUUGCCUGCUGCUCCUGGCGGCUGUGAGCUCUGAGGUUUCAGCGGACGGUUUGGUGAACGAGGACGUGAAGAGGACAGUGGACCUGGGCACUCAUCUGGCCAAGAUCACCGCGGAGAUCGUGCUGUCCAACCAGGGACACUCAGCCGUCCACAGCUUCAUAUUAGCGGUGGAGGCUGACCUGGCCCCACAUCUGGCAUACAUCGGAGCUUCGGUGAAGGGUGAUGAGGAAGAGGAUGGCACACUUGAACUCCAACAGACAACAAUUCAGGGCCAAAGUGGGGUUUUUUACAAAGUGCAGCUGCCCUCCAAUCUGGCGGCAGGUGCUCAGCUGAAAACAAAGGUGGAGAUGACAUUUAGCCAUGUCCUGCAGCCCUUCCCCACACACAUCACACAGGCUGAGCGCCAGCUGGUGGUCUUUCAGGGGAACCACUACCUGUACUCCCCGUACCCCACCCGCAGUCAGACCACGCGUGUCCGCCUAGCCUCCAAGACGGUGGAGAGCUACACCAAGCUGGGUAACCCCAGCAAGAACGAUGAGAUCAUUGAAUAUGGACCUUUCCGUGAUGUGGCUCCAUUCAGCGAGGAUACAAUGAAGAUCCAUUACGAAAACAACUCACCUUUCCUCACCAUCAGUAGCAUCACUCGGACCAUUGAGGUCUCUCACUGGGGUAACAUUGCUGUGGAAGAGACCAUUGACCUGAGGCACACGGGAGCCGUCCUGAAGGGGCCUUUUUCCCGUUACGAUUAUCAGCGGCAGUCAGACAGCGGCAUCUCAUCUGUCAAAUCCUUCAAGACUAUCCUCCCUGCUUCGGCCCAGGACGUCUACUACAGAGAUGAGAUUGGCAACAUCUCCACCUCCCAUCUGCAGGUUUUGGAAGACUCAGUGGAAGUGGAGGUCAGGCCUCGGUUCCCCUUGUUCGGAGGCUGGAAGACCCACUACAUGGUUGGAUACAAUUUGCCCAGCUACGAGUACCUCUACACCCUAGGUGACCAGUAUGCACUGAAGAUGAGACUAGUUGACCAUGUGUAUGAUGACCAGGUGAUUGACGCCCUCACUGUGAAAAUCAUCCUGCCAGAGGGGGCCAGAAACAUCCACGUGGAUACACCUUACAAAAUUGACCGCAAGCCAAACCAGCUGCACUAUACAUAUCUGGAUACCUUUGGCCGACCAGUGCUGGUCGCCACUAAGAACAACCUGGUGGAGCAUCACAUUCAGGAUGUUGUGGUUCAUUAUAACUUCAACAGGAUCCUGAUGCUGCAGGAGCCCCUCUUGGUUGUAGGGGCCUUCUACAUCCUCUUCUUCACUGUCAUCAUUUAUGUCCGCCUGGACUUUGCCAUCACCAAGGACCCUGCGGCUGAGGUGCGUAUGAAGGUGGCCUCCAUCACCGAGCAGGUGCUGACUCUGGUCAACAAACGUCUGGGACUGUACCGACACAUGGACGAGGUGGUCAAUCGCUACAAGCAGUCCCGGGACACCGGGGCGCUCAACAGCGGCCGGAAGACUCUAGAGGCCGACCACCGCACUCUCACCAACGACAUCAUCACACUACAGGCUCGCCUCAAAGCCGAAGGCUCCGACUUGGCUGAAAAGGUCGGGGAGGUGCAGAAGCUGGACGGCCAGGUGAAGGAGCUGGUGUGUCGCUCCUGCCAGGAGGCCGAGCGGCUGGUGGCGGGCAAGGUCAAGAAGGAGGCUUACAUCGAGAGCGAGAAGACUCUGACUGGCAAGAGACAAGAGCUCGUCAGCCGCAUUGACAGUCUGCUGGAUACCCUCUAAACUACUCCCGUCACACACACAUAAACAGACACACACCACCCCUGCUACAACAUACAACCGACUGUGUGUAUGAUUGAGAAUGCUAUGUGACACAAAUGCGUACACUUUUUUUUUUUUUUUAUACCAUCAGACAUGAACAAUUAACAUCUCAUCUUCUAGUAGUGACUGGUUUAUCCAAACACUCGUGCCUUGUGAUAAACCUAAGGUCACUGCGCUCUCAGCUCUACAGCAGCUCCGUCACAACUUUUGGCUUAAUCGUUUGUCAGUUUUUGAGUUUGUUGAGAUACACUUGCUUUGUCACACUGCUCAAACUUGACUCUUCCAUUUUCAUGUUCUCGACUUUGUAUUAUUUUACCCCCCUCUUAAAUAUGUUGCUUAUGGGACUUUUUUGAAACUAAUAGAAGGGCCCAAGUGUUUCCGUUCUCAUGUCUUUACUCACAUAUGCCAUAUUCUAAGAUUAAAUCAUCUUUAGCUCAUAAGAAGGUGAUCUUCUUCCAAUCGUAUCUCUUUUGCUUAUACAACUUUUUUCUACUCGCCCCUGAAUGUUUAUAUUUGAAGAAAAAAUGUGAAGCUUGAGUUCUGUGUCAUCCCAAAAACUUGUUUUUGAUGUUCCUCAGUCAUAUUUUCUACAUUUUGUAUGAUUUUGUUUUGUAAGUGGUGUUUUUUGACCAUGAGAUUAGUGAAUACAUGAGAUUAGGUUGUGAGAAAAGACAUGGGAGAUGGGACACAAAUGUUUGUGAAACGGGCAAUGCUAUGGAAAGCUGUCAAAUUUGAAAUAAAGUUUUGAGAAACUUA
Molecule: messenger RNA, 2728 nt
Organism: Etheostoma spectabile (orangethroat darter)
Lineage: Eukaryota; Metazoa; Chordata; Actinopteri; Perciformes; Percidae
Gene: rpn1
Product: ribophorin I
Exons: 10
Coding region: 131-1933 (600 amino acids)
Cellular component (GO): membrane; oligosaccharyltransferase complex
Source: RefSeq, a predicted model, not a curated record